UCUGUCUCGCCUCCUCCAGCAGCAGCAGCAGCGGGUCACCUCUGCGCGGCUGUGCCGUGCCGUGCCGCGCUGCCUGCCGGCCGCAGGGCUGCCAGAGAGGCGCGGGCAGCUCCUCGUCGCUGCGGGCUCAGGGGCGCUACCUGCGGGGCCGCCGCAGAGCCGGGGAGCCGCCGCUGGGCUGCGGUGACAUUGGGAGGAGACUGGUCCGAGGGCGGCGCCGGGGGACAGGAGCGCCUGUGCCCGAGGCUAUCGCCAGCCACCACUCGCCCUCCUCGGGGCAGCGGGCGGGCUGGGCUCUGGCUGCCCGGCGCGGCUCCCAGGGCGCUCAGCCCUUCAUUUCCUCUCGCUGUCGCGCUGCUGGAGGCUCCGGACUAUAAAUAGCAGGCUCGCCAGCCACCCAGCGACACACGCACGCACCGGGGGAAAGUGUCGCGCCGGUUGCCCCAGCGGGCGGGCAGCCAGCUGCCAGCCAGUUGACCUUCGUAUCUGCUGCCUAGAUUUUGCUCAGCAUCAACAAACUAACUAGCAUCGUCAUUGUCUUCUUCCAUCUCUUACUCAUCUUCAUCCUCUUCCUUGACAACCCCAUGAGAUUCAAUGCUAAAGAUCUGGCUUUCCUGGCCAGGCAACCAACUGAUUGUUUUGACAAGGAAGGAAAACUGAAGAUUUGCAGAGUGGUUGGGAAUGAAAAAUUAAUAGAACCAAGAGAGAGAUGGUGCCGACUGAGAGGAAAUCUGCUUUUUCUAAUGAAAAAUAAGAGUUCUGAAGCCUCUGAAGUGGUAAUCCUGGAGCGCUGCUGGGUUGUGGAGUUCAGGAAAAAAACAGAUGUUUCAAUAGUUCUCAAGUUUCAGAGUGGAGAGCCAGAUCUUUACCUUGAAGCUGCAUCAAGGCCAGACUGUGAAUCUUGGGCGGUGGCACUGGGAGAGGCAAACUCAGAAGGUUUGCGGAACAAAAUUCAGCAGCUCCGGAGGCUGAUCAUGGAAAUCAAAGAGGAGAGAUCAUCAGAUGAAGCACAACAGUUUCUCCCUUCAUCCCAAGUAGACAGUCUAGGAGAGUCACACUUUACAAGUAUUCAGAGAACUGCAAAUGAGCCAAAGCUGGAGUUCAGUCUUGCAUGCAAGGAUCUAGUGUCUGCGACCCGUGAUCGGAAGCUGAAUACGUUCAUACAAGUCUCAGUGGUGCACCCAGCAGAGCACAUUUUGACGAGGUAUUCAAGCACUGAAAUCGUGGAGGGUACAAGAGAUCCACUGUUUUUGACUGGUGUGACAUUCCCACCGGAAUACCCCAUCUAUGAGGAGACUAAAAUAAAACUGACAGUCUACGAUGUCAAAGAUAAAUCGCAAGACACAGUCCGCACCAGCGUCCUACCUGGUCACAAGGAGCCAAGAGCAGAUGUUGGACGAAGCUUCCUGGGCUGUACAACUUUUAGAGUAGGAGACUUGGUGAAGUCAAAGGAGCAACAGUUGACCCUCACCCUCAGGACUUCUGAUGGUGGAAAGACAGUUGGUACCAUUGAAGUCAAUCUUGUGAAGAUGGGAGAGCUAGAGGAUGGAGAAACAGACCACGUCACAACAGACUCCCAGGAUCAAAAGUGUGCAUUGGUUCGUGAAUGUACAGCCCCUGAAGGCAUAAGUGGUAAAGACAACUUGCCUUCAUUAAAUGCAGUGUUAAAAAACCCAAUCUGUAAGUUAUAUAGAUUCCCUACUUCUGACAACAAGUGGAUGCGGAUCCGGGAACAGAUGGCUGAGACCACCCUCUCUUUCCAUGUUCCUAAAGAGCUGAUCAAUCUGCACAUAAAGGAGGAUAUGAGAAGAAAUCAGGAACUUAAAGACUUGGGAGAACUUGCUCCUCACUGGGACAAUAUGCGCCAAAGUGUUAUUGCUCACUGUGAUCAGAUGUUGCGCAUGUACCAGGACACUCUUGCAGAGCUUGGAAAGCACACAGGUUCUUCCUUCAAAUCAAGCUGUAGUAAAGGAGAAAAAACUUUAGAAUUCAUCCCAAUAAAUCUCCAUCUGCAAAGAAUGCACGUGCACAGUCCUCGACUGAAAGAUGCUCUGUAUGACGUCAUCACCGUGGGAGCCCCGGCAGCGCAUUUCCAAGGAUUUAAGAAUGGUGGUCUCCGAAAACUGCUGAGUAAAUUUGAGGCAGAAAGACGAAAUACUGGAUACCAGUGUAUUUACUAUUCACCUGAAAACACAGCCAAGGCAAAAGAAGUUCUCAGCAACAUCAAUCAUCUACAACCUCUCAUAUCAAGCCAUGCAGACCUGCUGCUUAAUUCUGCAAGCCAACAUUCUCCAGACAGCUUGAAGAAUUCUUUAAAGAUGCUUUCAGAAAAAACAGAGUUAUUUGUGCACGCGUUUAAGGAUCAGCUGGUCAGAAGUGCCCUUUUAGCACUAUACACAGCCCGACCUGGCUGUGUCCUCAAGAAACCAGCUGUGCCUAGAAGCGGUGCAGAAGAGGGGCGUGAUGCACAGCCUCGGGAUCAUCCUUCCCAGGUGAAAAGACAGGACUCAAUACCCCAUCAUUCUGAGUACGACGAGGAAGAGUGGGACAGGGUGUGGGCCAAUGUGGGAAAGAGUUUAAACUGUGUUAUUGCCAUGGUGGACAGACUGCUUGAGAAAGACAACAUCAGCAACAUUAAAGAAGGUGAAAAUGACCCUUCAGCAGCAGAUUGCAAGGUGUUGCACACAGGUGGUGACUGGUAUGAGCAGCUGUAUCCCCUGGUGAUCACGCUGAAGGACUGCAUGGGAGAGGUGGUGACCAGGGCGAAGCAGUCGAUGGCGUUUGUUCUGCUCCAGGAACUGGCCUGCGGUUUGCCACAAUGUUUGAUGCUGACCCUAAGAAGAGACAUCGUCUUCAGCCAAGCACUCGCUGGAUUGGUCUGUGGGUUUAUAAUAAAAUUGCACACAGGUUUACAUGAUCAAGGCUUUUUACAACAGCUUCAUACUGUUGGAUUGCUUGUGCAAUAUGAAGGACUCCUUAGCACAUAUAGUGAAGAAGCAGGGAUGCUAGAAGACAUGGCUGUGGGAAUUUCAGAUUUGCAGAAAGUAAUGUUUAAAGUCAUUGAAGCCAAAUCAGAAGAUUUUUUGCCUAUUAUAACUGGAAGGCGUGAACAUUACAUUAUAGAGGUCCAGCUUCCAGCAAAGAUGUUUGAGUUGCUGCCGCAAGAGAUUAAAGAAGGAAAGCUACUUCGCAUGUAUCCAGUACUCUUUAAUGUUGGAAUCAAUGAACAGCAAACACUUGCAGAGAGGUUUGGAGAUACCACUUUGCAGGAAAACAUUAACCAGGAAAACUUACAACUUCUAAAAGAAUAUUACAAGCUGUUUACAGAAAAAAUGCCUCCUGAUUGUCUGCCACAUUUUCAAGAACAAAAUGAUUUAAAGGGAUUGCUAGAAAAUCUCCAUCAAAAUAUCCAGGCCAAAAAGAGGAAGAAUAUAGAAAUCAUGUGGCUGGCUGCAACGAUUUGCCGCAAGCUGAACGGAGUCCGCUUCACCUGCUGCAAAAGUGCCAAAGACCGGACAUCCAUGUCGGUGACACUGGAGCAGUGCUCCAUCCUGAGGGACGAGCACCAGCUUCACAAAGACUUCUUUAUUCAGGCGCUGGAUUGUAUGAGAAGUUUAAAACAGAGAAGUUCUACCCUGCCAAUAUAUUGUAAAUGAGUUUGAAACAACCUUGAACUGAAGAAGUUGCUAUGUUGGAUGGAAGGUAAUAAUUUUGACUUUGGCAGUAGGAUUGUCUGGGACUUAAAGCAAGGCCCUUGCAAGUAGUGGCAGUAACAGACAAAAUAACCUGCGGCAUCGGGAUAAUAACUAGAUCUGUAUAACACUGUUCGUACAACUGGAGGUUAAUUAAAAAGGAAAAAAAAAAAAAGCUGCAAAGUUACUUUAUUUUCUCAUGGCCUGAUGAGUGAAAUCCCAAAAGUCAGAACAGAAGAAUUAAAAUGUCAAAUGGGGAUACAUGGUACUCAGCUCUAUGGUCCCACCGCUGAGAGUUGGUCAGACAGUUUUAAAAGCUGUCUUUGGGUGCUUUUUUGGUAUCUUUGGUGCUCCAGACAUUCAGCGGGGACUGUUUCUCCCUCCCCACUGCCCAUCUGGGGCUGGAGGUGCUUGUGGGGCAGCGGUAGGGGCAGCGCUGGGCUUUCCUCCCGCUCCCACACAGCAGGACCCUCCGGCUGGGCGCUCUGCGUGUGGCGGGCGGAGAAAGGUGAACGGCAGAGAAAGACAAUUUGAGAGAGCAAACUGGGAAGGAAAGAGCAGCCAGGCAAAAGAGAGGUGGGAGGAAAGCUAUAGUUUCCACAGGAAGACAUAUAUUAAUAAUAGCAUUUCAACUAAAGCUCCUGCAUUGUAUUUGAUGAAAGUUUGGCAGCUGUGUUUUUGAGGUUUGUGUGAAUAAGGUCACCAGACUUGUUUGGUAGUUGCUGUGAUGCUUGCCCUUUCAUCCUUUCUUUUUAUUUGAUUACUAUUGCAAAGUGUUAUUUGGAAGAUUAUGGUGGGCGUUUCUAAGCUUUUCAUUGACUACACGUAGAAGCUUUUAGAAAGAUUUUCAUGUCUAAAAGAACCUGUUUUGUUUUAAGAGCAGACAGAGAAAAUAUCUGUUCACCAUUUAAUUUACAGUUUUAUCCAUUUUCCCCAAUGAAUCUUCUCUAGAUUACUUAGUUAAACUCUGUCAAUCAAAUCCCAUUAUGAUGAUUGCCACAAAUCACUUUUAAGCCUUUUGAAAGAGCAAGUAGACAAGAAAAAGUCAAUUUUAACAUCCAGCAUCGUAACAGAUUGGAUUGAUCUUUGAAAGGUUCCUUUCAAGAGUUAACAGUAGGAGAUAGAGAGUACUGUGAAACAAAGUGAGUUGCAAAAGUAAAUGGCGCUUCAAAAGCAGCCAUUAUUGGAAAUGUCGUAAUUUUGAGAUAUGAAAAUUAUGAAGGUGCCUGUGUAGCUGCAAAGCUUUUUCUUUUCCUGCCAAUGCUGACACAGUUUUGGUGGUUGGUGUAAAAGGGAAGUGUGGGCUUUUGGGUUAGUGCUUUUUGUUUUGCCACCAGAUGUUUGGAGAUGCUGGACUUGUGUGUGCUGCUGCUUUUCAGCUUCUCGAUGUUCCUGGAAUUUUGAGCAAACCAGAGGCAAUUUCAGAUGUUUCAGUUUGUGUGCUUCAAUGUACGUUGCACAGCACUGUUUUGGAAAAUACUGCCAGUAGCCACUAUUUAAGCAUUUGGUUUGUAAGUGGAAUCGCUGCCUUGUAGUGAUAAAGUAUAUGAUGUUUAUUGCUUCUUUAAAAAAAACUGUGCAAAAAUCCUGUUAGUUGUCCUUCUGGCUUAUGAAAAAACGGUGAAAUUAUGAUAGGAAUUCAAGCUGUAUCACAAUAAUAUAUGGUUUUGUCUUCUGGGUGCAACUAACCAUUAUGAUGCUACAACUGAUGUAUAUGUGAAGCGGCUAUUCCAUAAAUAAUUCUACAUAUUAUAGUUUUAUUGGUAUGUGUAUGUGAUUUCCAUUGAUCUUAGUGACAUUCAUAGUGCUGAAUGAGGAAAAUCAGUAUGUUAUCCCCUCUGUAUCAAGUUCUUGCAUUUCACAUCAGACUAGAAUCAUAUUUAUAAUGUUGCUGCCGCUUUCAAAUCACCUUUUUUUGUGAACAGCAAUAUUCUUAUUUUUCCAUUCAAAAAUAUGUGACUAUUUCUUGUCAUUCAUGUCAACUAUAUUCCAAGAGGCAGUGAAGAGACAAAACUGAUUUACCUGAGUUUAUCGCAGUAUCUGUCACACAGUUCUCAGUUUUGUCUUUAGAGCUGACGACUGUGUAAGGGAGGUUGGACUCUGGCAGCCAGAACACUAUGAAGCAGUUCUGUAAAACUCAUUUGACUUUUUUUUUUUCUGAACAUAUUUAAUUGUAAUGUUUCAGUGACAAGGCCCCUUUUGGAGGCCUUUGAGAGUAACCUCAGAAUCUCCUGGGUUUUGAGCUUUUUUUCCAACAAAGCCUCAAAACUAAAACCAAGCAAACAAAAUGACAAAUCCCCUGUCAACAGCGAAGCCUUCAGGCUUUCAGUUCUAUAAUCAUUCUUAGCAGGGCACAAUACCUGUCAGAUAUUUCAGAUAUUAAAUGCAAAAUUUGACUCAAUGUAGGACACACUUCUUUCACCUGAAACAACAGUCAAGGAUAUUUUGGAUUAUUUUAGACAAAUUGCCUAUCAAAAAUCUGAUUGAAUCACAAAUACAAAGAAUGGAUGGUCUAGGCAACAAGGUAUGGACUUUUGAUGGCCCAAUUAUGAAGCAAAUAGCUGUGUGAGGGAACCUUUUCUUAAAGAUAAUCUUAAUGGUGUGUGAGUUGAGAAGGAGGAGUAGGUGCAAUAGCACUUUAAUCAGGGACCUUCAGAUGUUCUGGGUGGAAUCCACAGCUCUCGGCUGACAGAGACCUUGGCCACGGAAAGGCCUACGCCAGACAACCAGUGUUGUGAUUGUUAUGUGGACUGGGAAGCAGAAGCAAAGGGACACGAUGAGAGACUGGGAUUCACCAGCAGAUCUUUCACAUCACAGAUUUCACCCUACACCUGAGAGCUUGUGGCAGUAAAUGCAGCGUGUGAUGGACCACAUAGAAGAUGAAACACAUGUUCUCCUCUAACCAUCUAUUUUUCCAACUUUUUUUCCAACUCAUCUGACCUUUUUUUUUUUUUUGUUCUGAGAGUAUUAGUGCAGUGUAAACAAACUCUAAAGGGAGAGCCUGGCUUCCAAAGUAGAUUUUUUUCAUCAUUCUAUGGUUCUUUGGAAACUGAACAUUUAUAUUUUGAGGUACAAACAUUAGAUGGAAAGAUUUACGUUACCUAAUGUAUUGAAAGGGGCCUGGCAUUAAGUAACAGCAAAGUCCAAUUUUGAUGUGUUGAACCAACCAUCAAUUUUGUUUUCUAAAACUAAAUUACUGCUUUUUAAAAAUAGCAACAGUGUGCAGAAGAAAAGAAAACAAAAUGGAGUGAGACGGCCACAAGAUGUAAUAAGAAUCAGUGCAGUUGGCACCUUGUUGGACCUUAGAAUAAAGGUCUAUUUCUGAGCAGACUUGUGGAAGGAGAAUGGCAGGCAACCAUUGCAGACAAAAUAUCAAACGGUAGCUUGAACAGGCUGUGUUAGGUCUAAGGUUUUCUAAUAUGACUACUCAGUUUCACAAAAAUGAUCUUUAUAAUGUGUCUUUGAAGCAAUUAUAUUUUUUUUAAGACUUAAAAAACAAAAACACCCAAACAAACAAACAAAAAAAGGGCGCCAAGGGGAAAAAAAAAAGAAACCCAAAACCACUUUAUUUGCACAUAGCAGGCUCAGGAAUGUCAUUGGUGAGGUUCAGGCUCCUACAUGGGCAAAUUAAAUAAGUAAAAUUGCAGUUGUUCUGUAAUAUAGUCCCUCACAUUUUUUUUCUGUUUCAUUUGGGUCAGAUGUUCGAGUCCAUGUUUUGCAGGGGAAUGUUCUCUAGCUGACUACAGAAGUUUCAUUUCUCAUGUAUCUCGUUUCUCCAACCUCUUCCCAAAUUCUAAUUUCAGACUACUUUCUGAUCAACAGCCUGGUCAGAGCCCUGAGAACACUUAUGAGUACUUUAUUAUCUUCCUCUUUUUCAACAGACUAUUGCUUGAAUAUUUCCCUCUGGUAGCUCUUUCUUCCCCUGCUUUGUCUAUCUUCUCUUCAAGAGCUUGGGCAUUGGCUUCAGUCACUAUAUAGAGAGAAGAGCAGAGACAGUCCCCCUGCCUCAUUGCUUUUGCUUUGUAUUGCAGCAGUUAUCAUCUGCCAAGGAGAAGAACAGCAGGGAAAAGUCUUGUCUAACCCUUGACCUCACAGACUUCCAACAGAGAUUGAAUCCUCAAAGUGCGUACCCGCUGCAUUUUAACAAGUCUUUGUUAGGAAGAGGUGAUUUGAGAUUCUAGCAGGAGACGGCUCUUAUGAUAGUUAUGUCUCUAGUACUUUUAUUACGUUGGUACAGAAUGUGAAAUCUUGCUCUUCAGCAGGGAGGUACUAGUUGGACUAACAGUUGAAAGUAGAAUCUUAAUGGAAAGCAUUAUUUGAAUUUAAUUAUAGUUGCCCUUCCCCUGCAGCCUAUAAUAAUAUUCUUGGGUUAAUCACUGGGGAGGAAAGGAGACUUCAAGGGAAAACAGUAAAAACUCUGCCACUUUGCAAGGAGUAUUUAGACAUGUGACCCCAGGCUACCUCACCAAAACGUGUAACUUUCCAACAGGCAGUAAACCAGAAUUUCUAAAGUAAAUGCUUUGUUUCUCUGUCACUCCCUGGGGAAAGUACCAUCAGAAGCAAUCUGUAUUGUCUCUAAAUUUUGACACCAGCAUUAGCUGGGUGAGUCCUUGAAAUGCACUUGCUUCUCCAUCAUUAUGUUGGAAAGCUGGGUACUUCAAGAAGACUCAGAUGCUGACAGCAAUUUUUAACUACUGAAUACUCAAGCAUACUAAUUUACCAAUUGCAGUGUAUUAGAGCCCAAAAAAAAGUUCCUUUUCCUUUGAAAAGGAAAAUGUUUGGCUGUGUUUGGGUUUUAGCUUUCUGACGAUAAGAAAGAAACCUUGCUUCCUUGUGGUCUUUUUGCUGAAGGAAGUCCUUGCCCUUUCACUUAAGGAUGUGUGUGACACAGUUCUCCAACUGACAACCAGAUUUAAAGGAAUUUAAAUAAAAAACUCACCCUACUCUGAUUUUUCUGCUCUGAUUUGUACUUUUUAUUCCUUACUGAUAUAUCAACGGGGUGAACGAUCUGUUAACUACCCCAUAUUAGCCAUAUCUUGAUCCAAAUGAGAGCGUAGGGAGUUGAGCUCUGCCUUCCCUCUCAGUGAAUGUUUUAAUUAUUCAGUACAGACAGUGAGAAAGAUAUGUAUUUAAUUACCAGGUGCACACUGUGCUCACUUAGCUUUCAAAACUAGCCAAAUGUAAAAACCCUCUCCAACAAAUUUGCUUUCUAGGUUAGUGCCACAGUCUGUGUUUGGUUCCUUAAUAGUGCAACUGUGACUUUAAACAUUGCAUCUUGAUUAAUUAAAGGAAGGUGCUUGCACAGUUUACACUUAAAAAAAGCCCUUCUAAUGUAAAAUGUUUCUGUCAUGUUUGUCAUACCUAGGUUACAGGACUAUAGUUUUCCUGGACUUUACCUGCCAUGCUUGGGCAAAUCUAGCAUGCAAGCAGUCAUACUGUCUCAAAAUAUUGUUUGAUGCUCACUUUUGAGAUUCUUCUAGUCAUCCAUGGAAGACUUCAUUAAUUGUCUCAUUCAGUUAGUACUUUAGUGCUUAUGCUAUUGCUUAUUCAGAACUUCCAUGAAAGGCUCAGUGUUACCUGAAAUCAGAAACUCAGGGUGAGUAAUACUAGGUUUCUUCCUAUUAUCGUUCAUUUCUAUUAAGGUUUUGUGAGAGAGUAUGUGGGAAAAGUCAUGUAUGCAUAUUUAUUAUCUGUUAAAACUCUAUGUGCCACAGCUGAAUUAUUGUGGUAAUUCAUGUACAGCUAAAUCUCUCAGGAAAAGCAACACUGCCAAGCCUAAAAUUUAGAUAAGAACAGGAAAUGAGAAUAAGCAGGUAGUAAUAGCAUACAAUAGCUGGUUAGAAUUAUCACAAAUUCAAUCUCUUCAAGAAUUUAUCUACCUCUAAAACUGUAUUAUUCUCAGAAUAGUGUAACAUGGACAGUAACAACUCAUAACUUUUUUCCUGCAGUCGCAGCCGCAUACAGACUGUAGAGAAGUUGGAGGGGACACAGAGAAGAGUAGCAACUAGUUGCUAUUCUGGCAAAGUUGUUUUGUAAUAGAAGGUCUACAUUUCUUCAGGAGAAAGAUGAUGCAGUGGCUUAUAGUAUACAGCUUAUAGCUCCAGUUGGCCUAUGUAUGGAGCAGGUAACAGACAUUUCUAGGUCUAUUUUUGCUCUCAUUUUAGGCUCCCUUAAUCCUUUCAUCCAACUUAGUUUCUUUUGUAGGAAUGCUGCCUCCUUGAACAAUCAUCAUCUCUUCAUCAUCCAGCAUCCCUCUUCCAGUUUUCUUCCAUAACCUCCCUGUUUGUUGUUGUUUGUGGUGGUGGUUUUUUUGUUUGUUUGGUUUGUUUGUAAUCGUUGGAGUUUGUUUGUUUUUCCUUCAGUCUGCUGCUCUAUUUCCUCUUUCCAGUAAGCAUUCCCUUGUUUCAUUCUCUCCUGCAGCAUCACGUUAGCGUGUGAUAUUUUGAGGAACUCCUUUGACAGUAGUUUUGCUCAGCUCAAGGAGUGAGAUUUAGUAGUGGAUUCUUAUUGUUACUUUCUGUGAUAGCUCAGGUAUGGUGACAUUUCGUAACAGUGUCCUCCUCAUUACAGCAACCACUGGCAGAUCUGCACUGGCGUACCUCGCAGCAACAUGUCGCUCAGUUUUUCCUUGCAGUCCAAGUUCUGACAGCUGUUUGCACUGGCAUGACCAAAUGAGUUCCCGUGUGGACUAUUAUGCCCUUAUUAUGGAUUUCCUACUUCCAUGAUGUUAUCUGUAGUUGGCUGGAACUACCCCCAAAACCAGAGCCAGAAGCAUUAUAUUGCUAUCCUGUUCUCUGGAUCAUUCUGUGAUAAAUUUGGGAGAUAAUUUGGGGAACUUGCAUUCUUAAUAGCCUAAGCCUGUAUUAUAAUCUGUAUGAAUAGGAACUAUGUGUUUGUAAGGGCGUUAAUGCGAAGUAGAGUUUGGAGUCCUCCCAAAAUGCACAGCCAAAUCACUCCAUGGUUAAUUCCAGUUAAAGUGGGUUUCUGCCACCCUGAGACUUAGUGGUGCUGUGGUUGUAUUGUGAUUCUGAACAUACCUGAUGCCAGCAUCACUGGGCACUGGGUUAGCUGUGCGUCUGUCCCAACCUGGAUGUUGCCAUGUCCGUGUUGUCUUCCAGCAGCGGGAGAAGAACCUGGCUUUUCUCCUCUGUUGGAGGUGCUCCUAAUGCCCCAGGAAAGUGCUGGAGCAGAGUUUCUACGUGUGCAGGGUUCUGGGAUCCCAAGCAAGGCUUAACCAAGGUUAAGUCCCAUAGACUGAGGAGGUCAGGGAGUGGGAAGGGAAUCAGUGCUCCCUGAAACUUCUGUUAUGAGCUGGAAUAUUUGGGGUAUAUGACCCAGCUCCUAGUUAGGUUGCCUAUUAACGGGGGAAGAGAUACCUCUGCCUGUGGUACUCAGAAGCUUCAUUUAGCCUUGUGUAAAAGGUUUCAUAGUAUCAUAGUAUUGUGGGAUUAGGGGUAUCGUUGUUCUUCUUUUUUUUUCCUCAUUUGUUUGUAGCCUUUCCCUUUUAUUCCUUAAAAGAGAAAAUAGUGCUUUUGGAGGGUAAUUCGAUAACUCCUGAAAUAUUACCAACACUUGUAACUUUAACUUUACUAUAAAUACUGUUAUUGGCAGGACUGAAGCUUACCAUACUGAUGUAGUUAGCUCAGUGAAGAAGCAUGAAACCGUGUUUUUGUCUCUUUUUAGGGUGGUUAGAAGUUUUCUAUAUCUUUUCAUGUCUUAUAGACUUUCUUGGGGAAUGAUUGUCUGAGGCCCAACUGAAGUUUUUCUGCGGUUGGGCAUUUUUAAGGGAUCUCCUUCUCUUUCAGCUCCUCUCAUUCAUCAUAACAGGUUUCCCGAUGUAUAAGCAACUUAUAUUUCUUGCUACAGCCCCCUGCUUUGGCAGUGUUUCUCUGCAGCUUGAUUGUGUAUUUCCAUACACCAGUAUGAACAUAAUCAUCUUUGAAGUUUCUUAUUCCUCGUUUGAAUUUAGCCGAACUCAGUCAAUGUGUGCACAGGUUGUGAGGAUAUACUCAGAUGCAUCUUCCUUCCCCUCACACCAAGCACUACCAUGUAACCUUUGCUUCUAGAGGAAGAGGGACUAAAAAGUCAGCAGCUAAUUAUUAUCAGCAGCAGAUCAGUGAGCUACCCCUUGCUUUAUAAAAACCAAAAA
Messenger RNA from Columba livia (rock pigeon), 11841 nucleotides. RefSeq names its product inositol polyphosphate-4-phosphatase type II B (gene INPP4B). Gene Ontology annotation, cellular component: cytoplasm. The record is from RefSeq and is a predicted model, not a curated record. The transcript is spliced from 27 exons. Gene Ontology annotation, molecular function: phosphatidylinositol-3,4-bisphosphate 4-phosphatase activity. The coding region runs from base 585 to 3656 and encodes 1023 amino acids. NCBI's taxonomy places the organism in Eukaryota, Metazoa, Chordata, Aves, Columbiformes, Columbidae.